AUGCCUGCCAAAGGAGGGACGAGAAGACGGUCCAGCUCGGUCUACAAUCAGUACCAUCCUCCGACGAGCUAUCGUCCCACGCUUCCCCCAGGCCAUGAAGAACCUUCUUCCUUCCCCGACAUCAAGCUUUUUUUCCGCCGAAACAGGAGGAGAAUGCGAUCCCGACAAUUCCUGUUCCUGAUCACGAUCGUGGGACUGUUCGCCGUGUCUCUCUACUGUCUACGUGGCACCACUUUGCCCUCUCUAGCGCCAGAGGUCGCGGAUCUCCUGAAGACGCCUACGCAUACACGUCCACAGUCUGAGAAGCAAGAUGCGCAGCCGAAAUCAGAGCCCCCGAGAGUGGGUGAUUCGCAUCCGAUGUGGCAAUUGAUCAAGGAUAACGAGAUGGAAUUCGAGCGCAAACUCGCGGCGCAAUCGAAGACUUUGCCGGAAGCUGUAGUGGAAUACAAGAGGAGAUAUGGGAUCCCACCGCCGCCGAACUUCGAUAAAUGGUUUGCGUUUGCCAAGGAGAGAGAGGUGGUGUUGAUUGAUGAGUUUGAUAUGAUACACCAUUCUCUUACGCCCUUUUGGGGGUUGAAACCUCAGACGAUAAGGAGACGGACGCAGGAGGCGUUGGGAUUCGGGAAUAAUUUAAUGGGGGUUCUGAUAAGGAAUGGGGAAGUGAGGAAGAUUGGGGAAGGGGGGGCUGCGGAUUGGCAGAUUGAAGCUACGCAGGGGAUGAUGAAGAAUUUUGUUAAGCAUUUGCCUGCUAUGGAUUUGGCAUUCAAUGUACAUGACGAACCGAGAGUUGUGGUUCCCCACGAUGAUCUGGAACGAUUGGUGAAAGAUGCGGUGGAUAAUCAAAUGCCAGCUGCGAAUGCUGUUGAGAAACCUCGAAACUCAUGGUCUCCAAGACCAAAAGACCUGGGGGACGGUUCACGAUUCGAAGAUAUUAAAACUACCCGAUUCAACGUCUUCGCACACCAACCUACAUGGACACAUUCUCGAAUGUCCUGCCCCGCCAAUUCCCCCGCACGCAUAUCCCUUGAAGACGAACCAGCCCGAGAUAACUACGACAGCUAUGCGCUCGGAGAAUUGGGUUUCGUAUACAAUGCUACCGCCUUUUCAGACGUCUGUCAAUCCCCCUCCUUCGGCUCAACAUUCGGAUUCUUUGACCGUCCAAACGCCUACAACAUAGUCCACGACCUCUUCCCAGUUUUCUCCCAAUCCAAAAUCUCCUCCUACAAUGACAUCCUGUACCCCUCUCCUUGGUACUGGGCAGGCAAAGUAAAAUACGACGACAAAAGCGACCGCGCCUGGACCGCGAAAGAAGACAAAAUCUGGUGGCGCGGUUCAACAACGGGAGGAUUCAGUCGAGACGGCGGCUGGCGAAGACAACAUCGCCAACACGUCGUGCAAAAGAUCAACGCCAACGACCAAGCCAAGAUCCUCACCAACAGCAGUCCCGAAGGCGGCCAGGAAAACUGGCAAGUCAAAGAAGUCCCCCGCAGCGACUAUAGCGCCAUCUUCGACAUCUUCUUCUCCCAC
This is a messenger RNA of Hymenoscyphus albidus, 1527 nucleotides long. The record is from the annotation of a GenBank genome assembly. Lineage: Eukaryota; Fungi; Ascomycota; Leotiomycetes; Helotiales; Helotiaceae.